Messenger RNA from Symbiodinium sp. CCMP2456, 735 nucleotides. NCBI's taxonomy places the organism in Eukaryota, Dinophyceae, Suessiales, Symbiodiniaceae. The record is from the annotation of a GenBank genome assembly.
AUGUGCUGCGUCCUGCUCGCGGCAUUCCGAACAUCAGAGCGAGCGGCCGUCGCAGAGGCGGAAGCUCUCGGCGUGGCAAUGUCUUCGCAUGAAGAAUUGGAGUUGCCUGAUGAGAGAUACCCUUCGGAUCUGGUCGCCAUGAGCUACCAACACGAUCUCGCUGAAUCAGCACAUCCCGUUGGCAGCGGCGUCUCCCAUUUCACCUCCCGGCAAUACCAUGCUUGGGGUGCCGGCCCGAACAUGGCUACUUCCGUGUUGGAAUCUUUGCGUUUGGUGCAGAAGAGUCGCACCUGGGCCACAUCGAAGGACUUCACCGCACUUCAAAGUGUCAACUUGAUCCACUAUGCCCCUUCCUGGCCCCUCCAUCGACCCCUGCGGAACGUUUUCGUAAAGCAAGCUGGUCAUGACGGCACUGCCGAGGGCCAGGUCAGUGAAGAGCAGCAGAAGCGUGAAGAGGAAGAGCAGCGAAAGCUCAUCGGCUACAACGAGGCCGCGAAGACCUUCAAGCGCUUCAGGACGGUCUCUGCCCGUGUGCAGCGCCUGAAAUUCCCGCUUGAGCUGAGCCAAUCGUGGAACGUCAGCGAAUUCAAAUUCACGCGGAAUCAGAUUCAUGAUAGCCUGCUUCUCCAUACCCGAAUGUUUCAUCCAGGAACAGAGAACGAAGAAUACUGGAGCUGUGAGGAUCGAGACGUCGUGUACAAUGUCUUUGGUUUUUUGAUCAGCCAAUUGUGCUAA